AAUCAAGGGCGAAACAGUACAUUACAACUGCCAUAGUUUUUCCCUAACUGAAGGCGGUUGCUCUUCCUCCUCUGUCCAACCCCCAACUUCUCUGAAACUCCAUUUCUGUGUUUGAGAAGAUUGCAAUUUACGAAAAUGUCCCCGAGAACAAGGAGAGGAGCGUCGCCGAAGUUCGUCAUAGAGAGAGACGAAGAUUCCGAAGAAAGCUCCUCUGACGAAGACGAAGAAAAUGGCGUCGGUGAUUGUGAAGACGAUGAAGUUGAAGAAGAAGAAGAAAUUGAAGAGACCAAGAGGAGAGAGAAAAAACCUAUUACAAUUUCUCUCAAAAAAGUUUGCAAAGUAUGCAAGAAGACAGGACAUCAAGCGGGGUUUCAAGGAGCUACUUAUAUUGAUUGCCCAAUGAAACCUUGUUUCCUUUGCAAAUUGCCAGGGCAUACAACAAUGAAUUGCCCUCAUCGUGUAGCUACUGAGCAUGGUGUGAUUCCAGCACCUCGUAAGAGUACUCGUCAUUCAGUGGACUACAUAUUUGAACGCCAGCUUAGGCCACAUGUUCCUGCUAUCAAGCCUGGAUUUCUAAUCCCGGAUGAAGUGACACGAGCAGUUAUCAGAUACCAUAGUAGACGAGUUACAUGCUUGGAAUUCCAUCCGACCAACAACAAUAUUCUUUUAUCUGGGGACAAGAAAGGUCAACUUGGAGUCUGGGAUUACGAUAAAGUUUACGAAAAAAGAGUUUAUACAAAUAUUCACUCCUGCUUGCUCAACACUAUGAGAUUUAAUUCAGUUAAUGAUGGAACUAUUUAUGGUGCAUCCUCUGAUGGCACCAUUAGCUGCACCGACUUAGAAACUGGAAUCUCGGAGUCGAUGAUGAACCUCAAUCCUAAUGGCUGGAGUAGUCCAAAGAGUUGGAGGAUGCUGUAUGGCUUAGAUAUUAACUCAGAGAAGGGGCUUGUUUUAGUUGCUGAUAAUUUUGGUUAUCUGUACAUGUUGGAUACACGUACCAAGGCUAAAGUAAGGGAGGGUGUCUUGAUUCAUAAGAAGGGUAGCAAGGUUGUUGGGUUGCAAUGUAACCCUGUCCAGCCAGAUCUUCUCUUGAGUUGUGGAAAUGAUCACUUUGCUCGUUUAUGGGAUCUCCGCCGAUUAGAAGCUGGAUCUUCUCUUGGCAAUCUUGCACAUCGCCGAGUAGUAAAUUCUGCAUAUUUCUCUCCGCAUACAGGGAGCAAAAUCCUCACUACAGCACAAGACAAUCGAAUUCGUGUAUGGGAUUCAAUAUACGUCAACAUGGAGUCACCAAGCCGUGAAAUUGUACAUAGCCACGAUUUUAAUCGCCAUUUGACUCCUUUUCGAGCUGAAUGGGAUCCCAAGGAUUCGUCAGAGUCUCUAGUUGUUAUUGGACGUUACAUCAGCGAGAACUACAAUGGCGUUGCUCUGCAUCCUAUUGACUUUAUAGAUGUGACCACAGGGCAAUUAGUUGCUGAGGUGAUUGACCCGAAUAUCACAACCAUCAGUCCUGUAAAUAAACUGCAUCCCAGAGAUGAUGUUCUGGCAACUGGUAGUUCAAGAUCUCUAUUUAUAUGGAGACCUAAGGAUAAAUCCGAGGACGUGCAACAGAAGGAAGAAAAGAAAACGAUUAUUUACUACGGAAAGGCUGACAGUAAACAGAAAAAGAAGCUUGGUGAUGAAAGUGAUGAAUCGGAUGAUGAAUCAUUCAAGUCUAAAGGCAAGAAAUCACAGACAAAGUCAUCUGCCAUAAAAAAGGUAAAGAGGUGAAGUUCCUGAAGUCUUCUGGUAUUCUGGUAAAGAGCUUAACACCAGCACCUCUUACCCUUCAUCAGGGUGCUGGUAUUAAGUGUGUUUUUGAGACCAAAAGCAUGAUGCAUGAAACUUUUGUAUGUUGUUGAAACUGUGUGAACAAGUUUUAUUUCUGUAAAGUCACAUUGGCUCGUUCGAGAAGAACCAGUUACAUUUUGCUGUCGCGCAAAACUAGCUCCUCUUGAAUUGACUAGGUUAGUAAUUAGUACUGAGUACUGACUGUUCUAUGUUGCCUGCUAGCCUCAUCAUUUUGUGUUUACAGAUGGGGUACAAGGGCAGAGCACUGUAAUUGCUGUAUAUAACUAAAGUAUGUAUUUUUCACCUUUCCCUAAUCUUAAACUUGCAUUAAUUUUGAUUA
Spinacia oleracea (spinach) is the source of this 2167-nucleotide messenger RNA. RefSeq names its product protein DAMAGED DNA-BINDING 2. Lineage: Eukaryota; Viridiplantae; Streptophyta; Magnoliopsida; Caryophyllales; Amaranthaceae. The record is from RefSeq and is a predicted model, not a curated record. The transcript has 11 exons. Gene Ontology annotation, biological process: DNA repair; response to UV. Gene Ontology annotation, cellular component: nucleus; Cul4-RING E3 ubiquitin ligase complex. Gene Ontology annotation, molecular function: protein binding; damaged DNA binding. Bases 136 to 1767 code for a protein of 543 amino acids.